Messenger RNA from Schistocerca nitens (vagrant locust), 2069 nucleotides. RefSeq lists its product as uncharacterized. The record is from RefSeq and is a predicted model, not a curated record. The transcript has 2 exons. Bases 175 to 1380 code for a protein of 401 amino acids. Lineage: Eukaryota; Metazoa; Arthropoda; Insecta; Orthoptera; Acrididae.
UGUGUACGAUCUUCAAGCGACGCUUCACCCUACUCUGGCCGUUGGUUGCGUACUCGCGUGAUUUUUGCUUCUACUACAGAAUGGUCUGUUGGUGUUAGGGAAUGCUGAUUCCUUAUUGUCUCCUGAGAUACAGAGCACAGCAGACUACACAAAGCAUUUGGUGAUCAAAAAGGUAUGGGCAGCAUAAUCUCAUUGACAAAAACUGACGAAAACCAAGAUUUUAGCACAGAGGGUGUAACCAAAGGUGUUGAAGAUGAUAUACCUGAUGAUGACUGCAUUCUGUCAGAAAAGAGAUUCAACAUAGACACAUUAAGUAUUUUGGAUAAAGUGUGUGAUCGUUCUGUUAAUGGGGAUAAUAGUUUCAUUAUGAACAAGGAAGUAAUAGAUAUAAAAGAGAAAAGUUUAUCAGACUGUGUUACGGCACUGCAAGGUCAACAAAGUGCAGAUCAUGUGAGUGAUGUUUCAACUGAGUGUGUGCCAGCUGCAGUGAACCUAGUAGACAAAGAUAUUAAUAACAAAAAUAUGGUUGGUCAAAUUAAUGAUGAACAUGAGAAAUCAUUUUCAAACAAACAAGAUAACCUUCCUGACAGUGGAUUUGAUAAUACAGAUAAAAAAUGUCAAAUAAAAGAGGGAAGCUGUAAGUAUCCUCAUGAGGCCUCAGGUGAGAAAGUGUCUCAGAUCAAGCCAGAUGUUUUAAAAGAACAGUCAGAACUAAAUCCUAAUGCCAUGAUAACUGAUGAGAGAGUAGACUGCUCUCACAGUGUUACUGGGAAAAAUAAUGAGAACCAUGUUUACAAGAGGAGUGCUAUUAUUGAGGCCCUAAUGAACAUUUUGAGCAGGAACCAGAACCAAUUAGAAAACAAAAUGCCAGCUGCUGGAGCUGCCACAACCAAUGUGAAAUCACGGACUAUUCCAUCCACUGUAACUCUCUCAAGUAAUACUAAAGCUAGGAAACUUGACAAGUCAUCGAUGACCCCAGACAGAUUAGUUGAUGCUGGUCGAGUGAGGAAACAGCUGAAGUCUGGAGUUGAACGCGUGUUAUUACAGCUGGAGAAAUUAAAGGAAGCAUUAAAUAUUUUGCCAUUCAACAAUGAUAAUUCCUUUGCAUUGACUGCAUCUGAAAGUCUGAAAAAUCAGAUAAAAGGGAUGACGACAGCUGUAACCCAAAUGUACCACAUUGUGUAUAACACGCCACAAAAGGUCCUCAGUUUUUUGGACAUACUAUACCAGAUGGCAACACAGCUGAGUAAAGCCGAGGAAGAAAUACUGAAGAUUCGUGACACUACUGAAGAUUCUGUGACGUAUUUAUUACAUUUCCAGGAAACACUUGACAGUUUGAGAGACGGUGAUAUGAAAGCAGAAGAUAGAAUCUCCAAUUAAAUUAAUUUUAUUUAUAAAUGAUGGACUUAAUUCCAUUUCUCACCAGAAACACAGCAUCUACAGAUAAGAAAGUAUUCCAAUUAAGUAAGAAUUUCCUAUCUGUAAUGAGAUCAGUUACCAUUUUUAUGUACCACAUAGAGUUCAUUAAGCAGUUAGUUAAGUUUCAGAGAUAGCACUACUCUCAGGCACUGGCUGCAGGCAGUAACAAAAUGACAUUACAGCUCCAUCUUGAAAAUGUUAGCAUUUUUCCAGGUUCAUUGUGAACAGUGUUAACACUUAUUAAGCUAUAACAGAUCUCGUAUUUUGUCUUUAAAAUGGAAAAGAAUAAGAUCGAUUAGUAUCGCAAAGAACAAAAUUAUGAAUGAAGUUCAUCUGCAGAUGUAAUGAGAAAUUUACAACUGUAUACUCUUUAACCUCUACCUCGUACUUUUAGUUAGCUGUUUUUAUAUGGUAUAUUGUUUAAGAAAUGCACUUAAAAGAGCAUGAAAAUGGUUUCUUUUGGCAGGGACAACUGUUUUGUUUAAAUGUUAGCACAUAAGCCUAAUGUAAAUACCUGUGCUUCAAGAAAUUUAAUACCUGUGACUUAGUUGUAAUUUAUGCAUUUCUUGAAAACAAGGAGAUUGUUAGACCACACAGUUUGAAAAUGAGUACAUUUUACUAAGAAACUUCGAGAAGCCGCGACUUUUUGA